Messenger RNA from Xenopus tropicalis (tropical clawed frog), 1232 nucleotides. It is a transcript of the gene nhej1, whose product is annotated as non-homologous end joining factor 1. Gene Ontology annotation, biological process: double-strand break repair via nonhomologous end joining; double-strand break repair. The record is from RefSeq and is a predicted model, not a curated record. The transcript is spliced from 8 exons. Gene Ontology annotation, cellular component: nucleus. NCBI's taxonomy places the organism in Eukaryota, Metazoa, Chordata, Amphibia, Anura, Pipidae. The coding region runs from base 110 to 1021 and encodes 303 amino acids.
CCAGCAGGUGGCGUUGUAGUGCACCGAACGCUUCUCUGAAACCCGGAACUAUCGUGUGUUUGUGUUUCUGGCCGGAAGGUGCAGCAGCUGGACCCGGAGGCAGCAGGACAUGUCUUUCUCGCAAGGAACGGACGCCCAACUCCUGCAGCUGCCAUGGAGGACGCUCCGAAUCGGAGACUGCACUUUCCUUGGGAAGGUUUGCUUUGCAGAGUCCGGCUAUGCCCUGCUCCUGUCUGAUCUCAGCAGCGUGUGGUGUGAGGAAGCGGAGGCCGACGCCAUACAGGAGCGCGCGAGGAAACUAAACAAGCGCCUGAAAGCCCCAGUCUCUUCUUUCCUCUCGUACUUGUCCCAGAUUGUCUUUCCCGCGCUGGACUCCAAGGAUAAUGGGCAGAAUGUCUUCUCUUGUCACAGGACAGAGGCAGAGUUGGUGCUGCAGGUGAAGAGUCAGCUCUCUGGCCUUCCCUUCUACUGGAACUUCCACUGCAAAGAGGCCAAAGUCAGCACGGUCUGUCGCCACCUUGUUAACCCUCUGAUGUCCAUGGCGGAGGCGCUGGAGAGGCAGAAUCAGGAGCUGUACCUGCUGCUGGGGAAGAAAGAUGCUGAGAUUCAGGAGUAUCAGGACAGUGGAGCUGUUCUAACCCGCGGUCGGUUGAAAACAGAAGUCUUUGAUGAACUGAAAUUCCAGGAAUCCUUCAUGGCAGAGAAAGUCCAGGUUCUGAGUAAGUCUGGGGAGACCCACGGAUUCAGUGAGCAGCUCCAGCGACUGUACCACGCUCUUACGGCACCGGCACCGGUAAAUCCCAAGGGAGAAGACGUGGGAGACAGUGACAACCUUCCCCCUGUGGCUGAAUCCAAUAGGGAAAACACCAACAUUCCAUUUGGGAAAACAGAACCAACACAGGAGGGAGCAGGUCCAGAAACUUCUCAGGUGCCUCAAUCUUCUCUUCCCUGCCUGACCCAUCGGCCUCCAACUGCAGCCUCCAAACCCAAAAAGAAGAAGGCAAAGGGACUGUUUACAUGAUCUUGGGGCCCCCUGGUCAGACUUUUUCCCAUGAUGCCACCUGUCUGCUCCAUCUUUUCACUCUCCAGGCACCUAUACAAAUACAUAUGGGGGCUACUGCACUAAUUAUGGGUGUGCGUGCCUGUGAUUAGACAGGGUAUAUGUUUUAAUCUCUUAUAUAAUGCACAUUUAUCAUGAUAAUAAAUUAUUUUUGUAUUAUUGUUGCUACACA